UCCCUCCCUCCCUCCCCCCUCGUCGACUCCAUCACCCUCGACGCCGUCUUUCUUCCCUAGGUCAAAUUGGGUUGGACAAUGGCUGCCAGACUUGCUUUCCAACGGCGCGCCGCCCGGGCUACCGCCGCCGCCCUCGUCGGCUCCUUUGCCCUUGUUCCCACCGUCGCCUUCGCCGAAGCCUCCGAGAGCCGUGCCUCUGCCAAAAAGCCCAUCUACGACGAUGACUUCGAUGUUGUGCCCUCCACCCCUUCCUUCACCUCCGCCGAGACCACAAAAGACGUCAGCUCUCCUGCCGCUGCCACCCUAAACGCUCCCGUCACCACCAAGUCUUCGACCAGGUCCGGCGAGAGGACUUUCACUGAUAGCCUCAUUGACGUGCUCGCCAGCACCAACACCCCCCGCGGCCCUACCCCUACCGACCGUCUGGCCGCCCAGAUCCGCCGUGCCCGCCUGUUCCUCUACAAACAAGCCUGCGUCGCCGAGGACGCCGUCAACGCCGGCAUGUCUCGCGCCUUUGACCUCGAGCACUCUUUCACCUCCACCGUUGCCGGCCUUGCCCCUCCCCGUGAGAGCGGCGAGCGCCUCAUGCCAGGCCUCAUCUACGUUCUCGUCUCGGGUAUGGCCGGUAGCAUCGUUGCGCGCAACCGCAACGUUGUCCUCCGCGGCGCUACCCCUCUCGCCUUCGGUCUCGGCGCCGCUUGGGUCGUCCUCCCUGUCACCAUGAACAACGUCAGCUCGCUGGUGUGGAAGUACGAGCAAAAGUUCCCCGCCGUGGCGGACGCGCACAUUAGGACCCGCGAGGGUAUCGAGAAGGGUAUCUACAUGGCCAAGGUGCACGCCGAGAUUGCGCAGCACAAGGUCGAUGAGGCGGUUACCAGCGUGAGGGAGACGGUUGAAGGAUGGGUUCGCAAGGGCAAAUAAAUCAUCGCAGCAUUGUCACUUAUAGAGAAAUCGGAACUAGGGAAAGUGGAUGAUGGUUAUGAAAAAAAAGAGUAUCAAGAGCGGGCACAGGCACGUGGGGCUGUGACCUGUGUGUUUGUGUGUGUGUAUAUAUGUACACAUGUUAGGAAUAGCUGGGCGAUUCCAAGUGAAAGCGGAAAAUAGAGAUCGUGUUAAGUUUCAGGCGCGAGGGGAGCUCCUCUGCCAUGUAUAUUG
Neurospora tetrasperma FGSC 2508 is the source of this 1155-nucleotide messenger RNA. RefSeq lists its product as uncharacterized. The coding region runs from base 79 to 921 and encodes 280 amino acids. The record is from RefSeq and is a predicted model, not a curated record. Gene Ontology annotation, cellular component: mitochondrial crista junction; MICOS complex. The transcript has 3 exons. Gene Ontology annotation, biological process: cristae formation. NCBI's taxonomy places the organism in Eukaryota, Fungi, Ascomycota, Sordariomycetes, Sordariales, Sordariaceae.